Molecule: messenger RNA, 3584 nt
Organism: Brassica oleracea var. oleracea
Lineage: Eukaryota; Viridiplantae; Streptophyta; Magnoliopsida; Brassicales; Brassicaceae
Product: respiratory burst oxidase homolog protein E
Exons: 14
Coding region: 278-3376 (1032 amino acids)
Cellular component (GO): plasma membrane
Molecular function (GO): calcium ion binding; NAD(P)H oxidase H2O2-forming activity; peroxidase activity
Source: RefSeq, a predicted model, not a curated record
ACGACUUGGCCACACACACACACUAAAAAAGAAAAAAAAACUAAGCGUUGAAAAUUGUGUGUAAUUGUUUGUAUCGAUCGGUUGAGAAGUGCCUCUCUUGUUUUCUGAUUUUCUCUCUCUUUUAUUGUUCUUUACACAUUCUUCUUCUACUUUGUUUUUGUUUUUGUUUUUGUUUUCUCACCUCCUUGUCUCUUCUUCCAUGGCCAUCGGUGAAAAUAAAAGAGGAGAUAUAUAUUUAAUUUAAUAUAAAUCUUAUAUUUGCGUAGGUGGUUGAUUAAUGAAGUUAUCGCCUCUGAGUUUCUCAACGCAAUCUAGUUUCAGUCACGGCGGAGAUGGCUACGACGACGGUGUGGAGUUAAGACCGUCACCAUCCACCGGCGGCGCAAUGCUGCCGGUUUUUCUCAACGGUUUGACUCGUGAUGGAGACUCUGGAAGCGGAAGCAGCUGGGAAAGAGAGCUCGUGGAGGUGACUCUGGAGCUCAACGGCGACGACUCCAUCGUCGUCUGCGGAAUGUCGGAGGCCACGUCUGAUUCUCAGCCGAGAUCGGUUAAUGUCUCGGGAAGGUUAACGAGGAGUCUAUCCACGACGCCGACGAGGAUCAGGCAGACGUUCGGGAGGUUACUAAGGUCGGAUUCAAUGAGACCAACGACUUCUUCAGUCUCCGCGACGGAGACGGGAAGGUUAACGAGGAGUCUAUCCACGACGCCUUCGAGGAUCAGGCAGACGUUCGGGAGGUUACUGAGGUCGGACUCGACAAGAACAACGACUUCUUCAGCCUCCCGGGAGAGAGAUUUGGAGCGUCAGACAGCGACGGAGACGACGGGGAGGUUAACGAGGAGUCUAUCGACGGCGUCUUCGAGGAUUCGGAAGACGAUUGGGAGGUUACUGAGGUCGGACUCGACGGCUUCUAGAGAUGUGGAGCGUCAGGGGGCGGCGGGGACAGAGACGCCGAUCAUGUCCGCGAGGGAUAUACGGAGGGAAAACGCAAUUCUACAGCGAUCAACGUCGAGCGCAAAGAGAGCGCUUAAGGGAUUACAAUUCAUCAACAAAACCACGAAAGGAAACAGCUGCAAUUGUGAUUGCGAUUGCGAUUGCGAUCAGAUGUGGAAGAAAGUUGAGAAACGAUUCGAAUCGCUUUCUAAAGAAGGGUUGCUUGCGCGAGAAGAUUUCGGAGAGUGCGUUGGGAUGAAGGAUUCGAAGGAGUUCGCGGUUAGUGUGUUCGAUGCUUUGGCUAGAAGAAGAAGACAGAAGCUGGAGAAGAUAACGAGAGAUGAACUUCACGAUUUCUGGUUACAGAUAUCUGAUCAAAGCUUCGACGCGCGUCUUCAAAUCUUCUUCGAUAUGGUUGACAGCAAUGAAGACGGGAGGAUCACUAGUCAAGAAAUCAAAGAACUUCUAAUGCUAAGCGCAUCAGCAAACAAGUUAGCAAAACUCAAGGAACAAGCAGAAGAGUACGCAUCUCUGAUCAUGGAAGAACUCGAUCCAGAGAAUCUUGGAUACAUUGAGUUAUGGCAACUCGAGACACUCUUACUUCAGAGAGACGCAUACAUGAACUACAGUAGACCGCUUAGCACGACAAGCGUUGGAAUGAGUGGAAUGAGUUCACCAAGACGGAAUCUCAUUAGACCUCGUCAUGUGGUUCGAAAAUGUAGACAAACGCUUCAGUGUUUGGUUCUAGAUAACUGGCAACGAAUAUGGGUUCUGUUAUUAUGGGUCAUUCUUAUGGCCCUUCUCUUCGUCUGGAAGUUUUUUCAGUACAGAGACAAAGCUGCGUUUAAAGUCAUGGGUUAUUGUUUAACCACUGCUAAAGGAGCUGCAGAGACUCUCAAGCUCAACAUGGCUCUUGUUCUGUUACCUGUUUGUAGAAACACCUUGACUUGGCUGAGAUCUACACGCGCUCGAGCUUUUGUUCCUUUUGAUGAUAACAUCAACUUCCAUAAGAUUAUUGCUUGUGCCAUAGUGAUUGCGAUACUUGUUCAUGCUGGUACUCAUUUGGCGUGUGAUUUUCCACGGAUUAUAAAUUCGAGUCCAGCAGAUUUUGCAUUGAUCGCUUCUUACUUCCAUGGUGUUAAGCCCACAUUCAAAGACCUGAUGACAGGUGCAGAAGGAAUCACUGGGAUCUCUAUGGUGAUCUUGACAACCAUCGCCUUCACAUUAGCAUCAACUCAUUUCAGGAGAAACCGUGUGAGGCUACCUGCACCACUUGAUCGGUUAACUGGCUUUAACGCCUUUUGGUACACUCAUCACCUUCUAGUGGUUGUCUACAUAAUGCUCAUUGUGCAUGGGACCUUCCUAUUCUUUGCUGAUAAGUGGUAUCAAAAAACUACUUGGAUGUACAUCUCGGUUCCUCUGGUGGUCUACGUGGCAGAACGAAGUCUGCGAGCUUGUAGGUCCAACCAUUACUCUGUCAAAAUCCUCAAGGUUUCUAUGUUACCUGGGGAAGUACUCAGCUUAAUCAUGUCAAAGCCUCCUGGAUUUAAGUACAAGAGUGGUCAAUACAUAUUCUUGCAGUGUCCAACAAUCUCUAGAUUUGAAUGGCAUCCGUUUUCUAUUACCUCUGCGCCAGGAGAUGACCAACUUAGUGUUCACAUUCGAACACUCGGAGACUGGACAGAGGAGCUACAACGAGUUCUAACAGUGGGUAAAGAUCUUUCAACAUGCGUGAUUGGCCGAUCGAAAUUCUCUGCCUAUGGCAAUACUGAUUCAUCACAACAACCAAAACUAUUAGUAGAUGGUCCAUAUGGAGCCCCAGCACAGGACUACAAAAGUUAUGAUGUCUUGCUCCUAAUUGGAUUGGGGAUAGGAGCUACUCCUUUCAUAAGCAUACUCAAGGAUCUACUGAACAACUCAAGAGAAGAACAAACAGACAAUGAAUUCAGCAAAUCAGAUUUCAGCUGGAAUAGCAAUACAUCUUCGUUUACCACAGUAACUCCAAGUUCAACACAAGGAGGGAAAAAGAAAGCAGUGAAGGCUCACUUCUACUGGGUCACAAGGGAGCCUGGAUCCGUUGAAUGGUUUAGAGGUGUAAUGGAGGAAAUAUCAGACAUGGACUGCAGAGAGCAAAUUGAGUUGCACAACUACCUUACUAGCGUAUAUGAUGAAGGAGAUGCAAGAUCAACUCUGAUAAAGAUGGUCCAGGCUUUGAACCAUGCCAAACAUGGAGUUGAUAUUCUAUCCGGGACACGGGUGAGAACACAUUUUGCAAGGCCAAACUGGAAGGAAGUCUUCAGUAGCAUAGCAAGAAAGCAUCCAAAUUCAACAGUCGGAGUGUUUUACUGCGGCAUACCAACCGUGGCAAAGGAGUUGAAGAAGCAAGCACAAGAAAUAAGUCAGAAAACAAGCACACGGUUCGAGUUUCAUAAAGAGCAUUUCUAAUUGAUGUCAGCUACGAUCAUCACUUUCCUUUUUGAGUGAGAGCUUAAAAAUCAAGCAAGCCAGUUUCAAAAAAAAUAAAAAAAAAUCAAGCCAGCCAUUAUUUUUUCUUUUCUUCUCAUGCUAACUUCACAGUCACUUAGCAAAAUAGAUUACAUUCACUAUGUCGCAUGGAAACAUUGUCCUGCAUGUUUGUAUAGACCGGCCUAAA